Molecule: messenger RNA, 1022 nt
Organism: Erpetoichthys calabaricus (reedfish)
Lineage: Eukaryota; Metazoa; Chordata; Cladistia; Polypteriformes; Polypteridae
Gene: ccdc137
Product: coiled-coil domain containing 137
Exons: 6
Coding region: 126-932 (268 amino acids)
Source: RefSeq, a predicted model, not a curated record
CAACAGCUGAAAACAGGAAAAGGUCAAAGUGUAGUGCUAGUGGCAGCCUGAACCACGAGGACUUCUUAUUUGAUCGAUCGAUCAAUGUGAUUUAAAUCGUAUGCUAAACCUGAUAGCGACUUAAAAUGGGAAAGAAUCGGAAAAUUAAAGCUGUUGAUCCGUUCUAUCAAGGGCCCAGAAAAGAGCAAAUUCUUAGAAAACAGGAAACGAAAACGGAGAAGGUAAAGGUGGAAGAUGAUUUUGACCGAAUCCCUUUUCGACUCCGUGAGAUCAUGAAGAGUCAAGAGAAGAUGAAAUCCAAGUUGAUAAAAAAGAAGAAAAAGCUGACAGGAGCUAGAGAUGUCGUAUCCAAAAAAGGUUCCGUAAACAAGGACCUGAAACUGCAAACAAAUAUUCCGGUACCACAUUUCCAGCAGCGAAAGAAUGAAUCUGAAAAAGCCUUUGUUAGACGCAUGAAUCGGGAAGUUCAGCAUGUCGUGUUCCUGAGUAAAAACCAACUGGACCGAGCCCCGGAGAAGGAGGUGCCCGAGGAAAGAGGAAAAUCGGAAAAGAAGAAAGAGCACGACCGAACGAGACUAAAUCGACUGUUUAAAAAGAAGGAAAAAAGAAGGGAGCAGAAAGCAGAAAAAGAAAUGUUCUCAGACAACGUACACUUUGGAGAAGUUGUUAUGGCACCUCCGUCACUCACAGCAAAACCCAGGAACUCACAAACCAAAACGCAGGGUUCCACAAAAGGGUUGCUUUUGUCUUCCUUACUUGGCUCCGGCCCUGUUUCACAUGCGGACGUCACAAAGCCUUCCCUGGCACGGCAGCGGAUUGUUCAAGAGGAGCGAGAUCGAGUGGUUAAAGCUUACAGAGACCUGAAGAAACUUAAGCAAGAGCGGCUUGACUCCAUGGAGGCCAGCGUGGGGAGACUGCUAAACCCUUCUUAGAUAAGCAAGAUGACUGUUUAUUUUCAACAACCUUUUAACUUGUCCUCUGAACUUACUUGAAAGGCCAGCAAUUAUAUUUUUCAGAUUCUG